Messenger RNA from Tinamus guttatus (white-throated tinamou), 763 nucleotides. NCBI's taxonomy places the organism in Eukaryota, Metazoa, Chordata, Aves, Tinamiformes, Tinamidae. The record is from RefSeq and is a predicted model, not a curated record.
GCCGCUGGAGCGCGUGCCGUGCCGCCGCUGCGCCCUGGUCUCCAGCUCGGGGCAGAUGCUGGGCUCGCGCCUGGGGAAGGCCAUCGACGGCGCGGAGUGCGUGCUGCGCAUGAACCACGCGCCCACGCGCGGCUACGAGGAGGACGUGGGCACCCGCUGCACCCUGCGCGUGGUGUCGCACACCAGCGUGCCACUGCUGCUGAGGAACCAGCCCUACUUCUUCGAGCAGUCCCAGGAGACCGUCUACGUGAUCUGGGGGCCGCCCAAGAAGUUGAACCGGGAGCAAGUGGGCCCGACCUACCAGGCACUGCUCAAGGUGAUGGAGAAGUAUCCCGACCUGCAGAUGUACACGUUCACUGAGCAGAAGAUGGCCUAUUGCGACGACGUCUUCCAGAACGAGACCGGCAAGAACAGGUUGAAAUCCGGCUCCUACCUGAGCACGGGCUGGUUCACCAUGAUCGUGGCCAUGGAGCUGUGCGAGCAGAUCCUGGUCUUCGGCAUGGUCAGCGACCAGUACUGCAGGGAGAAGAACCACUCCAGUGUGCCUUACCACUACUUCGAGAAGGGCCGCAUGGACGAGUGCAAGACCUACCUCGCCCACGAGCGCGCGCCGCGCGCCGGGCACCGCUUCAUCACCGAGAAAGCCGUCUUCUCCCGCUGGGCCAAGAAGAAGAACAUCGUCUUCACCCACCCCUCCUGGGCAGGCAUGCAGAACCCAGCGCCAGCCUCGGACACAGUGUCGGGAGCACUGAACCAGCGGUAG